This is a messenger RNA of Thunnus maccoyii (southern bluefin tuna), 4192 nucleotides long. RefSeq names its product malectin (gene mlec). The transcript has 6 exons. NCBI's taxonomy places the organism in Eukaryota, Metazoa, Chordata, Actinopteri, Scombriformes, Scombridae. The record is from RefSeq and is a predicted model, not a curated record. Bases 431 to 1291 code for a protein of 286 amino acids. Gene Ontology annotation, molecular function: carbohydrate binding. Gene Ontology annotation, cellular component: membrane.
GAAUAUGAGCGAGUCACUCUCAAAAGUUACGACCUAUGAUAUUUUUAACACAUUCAUUCAAAGUCAUUAGUGUUAAACAAGUAGGAUGUGACUGCUCUGUGAUGCGGAAUGUUUUUUUCAGUGGUUUUAGUUCAGGAAAGCAGCAGCAGAUUGUGAUACGACAGCACAUGUGUCAGUCAUCGCAGUGUGAGGUUAGGUAGCCCAUGUUAGGUCAGACAGGCAGCAGGCUGCAGCUGAGCAGGGCUGCAGAGUACAUGCACACAUUGAAUGAAAGUCAGUAUAGCUUUGGACACCAGCAACUGAGAAUAUCUGCACAGAGUUAUCCUACAGUGUAGAGUAUAAAGGCUCCGGCUGAGAUACGCUUACACAUUGGCAAAAAAGACAGGUUGAAGAUAUUUGUGAAAGGGGAAGGACCGGGCUGUGUGGGGCGAUGCAGCGGGUCACGGCGCGGCUCGUCGCCGGGCUGGUCGCAGCGGUGCUGUCGCUGCUGGCACAGCAGUGUUGGGCGGAUGGCGGGGGCCCCAGCCUCGCUGAGCGGGUUAUCUGGGCUGUAAAUGCCGGAGGUGAAACCCAUGUAGACGUGCAUGGUAUUCACUUCAAAAAGGAUCCAUUGGAAGGGAAAAUUGGUAAAGCGUCUGAUUAUGGGGUGCGUCUUCCAAUCCUGCGCUCCAGUCCAGAGGACCAGAUUCUGUACCAGACAGAGCGCUACAAUGAGGACACUUUUGGAUAUGAUAUUCCCAUUCGUGAGGAAGGCGACUAUAUACUAGUUAUGAAGUAUGCAGAAGUUUACUUCGCUCAGUCACAGCAAAAGGUGUUUGACGUCCGCCUAAACGGCCACGUGGUGGUGAAGGACCUUGAUAUCUUUGAUCGAGUGGGUCACAGUACUGCACAUGAUGAGAUAGUGCCCUUCUCGAUUCGACGUGGCAAACUGAGCGUGCAGGGAGAGGUGUCCACUUUCAACGGCAAGCUCACUGUGGAGUUUGUAAAGGGUUAUUAUGACAACCCAAAGGUCUGCGCUCUCUAUGUAAUGAAGGGAACAUUAGAGGAUGUACCUAAACUUCAGCCUCACCCUGGCUUGGAGAAGCCUGAGGAAGAGGAGGAAGAAGAGGAAGAAACUGACGGAGGUGAGGAAGGUGGGAAGAAGAAGCUCCCACCAGGUUCCAAGUACAGGGUCCAGUCAGGACCCCGAACACCAAACCCAUACGCAGCCGACAACAGCAGCCUAAUGUUUCCCAUCCUAGUGGCGUUCGGGGUGUUCAUCCCCACUUUGUUCUGCCUCUGUCGGCUGUGAGUGAAACCUAGUCAGGAGGACAAGACGGACGUGAGACUAUGAAGAGAGAGAGGGAGAGAAGGGGGUGGGGUAGGGAGGGGGCUUGAGGGGACAACAGCAGCACAGGUAAAAGCAUACACACAGGAGAGAGCUCGAAGGCUUGGAGAAAAAAAAAUCACCAGGACGGAGGACAGAAAGACUAACUUUUUGGAAAGCCACCGCAGGAUGAAGCAAACGCUGCUGUCACUAUCAAAUUGUACCGCUGAGGAAAGAAAAGAAGAUGUAGGAAGUGUAUGCCGUGCACUUCUUUGUGAAUGUGUUUUCGCAUCCACCUCUGCUGACCCUUUCGAACAACGUUAGUCAUUUCCACUCAGACACUGGGCAGGGUUUACAGGUGCCAGUCCUCAAGGUCUGAAACCACAUUUCAGCAGCUAAGGGAUGCUCAGGAGUGAUCUGUCUGGGCCUGUUUUAUAAAACUAAAAGCAUUGUUUUGUACUGGGUGUAGCAAGGACGCACACUCUGUUUCACACUCCUGCUCAGCAUCCGGUCAGACAUUUUACCUUCAAAUUGGAAAUGGUGCUGCUCGGAAAUUGGUUAAAUAGAACAGAAACCAUGAGUCAGACGGUUAGUAGUGGAAAUACGGUUUCCAGUUGAGAGGCUCCCAUUUUUUCUCAACUUAGUUAGUCCUGCGUCGACGUGCCAUCGUCUACUUGCCAUAAGAUGCUGAAAUGAGACAGAAAUUGAUUUUUGAACCAGCCCCGUAGCUGGCGGGCUUAUUUGCUGUUUGCUGUCGACUUGCCUUUACAUAAAUAUAGGUUGAGUUUCACAAAUCUGCUCGUGACGUGUGGUAACGCAUAACACACUUGUUUGACAUCGUUCCACCAAAUACAGAUUCAGGGCCUUAAAAUUGUCCUCAACAGCGAUCACAAAUUGAAAGUCCUUUUUGAGAUUUUUUUUUUUUUUUUCUUUUUUCUUUUCCUUAAGGCCGGAUCCAUUUUAAAUUUCAUGACAUUAGAAGGCGAUAAUGUCGACCCCACAACGGUUAACCUUUAGUUUCUUUGAAUGAAAGACACCACAACCGCGUUUAGUGAGAGGCAAAGUUUAUGCUGUGAAAUGCUGAAAGCAAGUCAAGAUCUUUACAUCACUGUAUCUAAUGUGCUCGCUGCCUUUUCUACUCAUUCAUUAAUUAUGCAUGCCUGCCUUUUAGUUUCACCAAAGAAUGUCUUUUGUUUAUUUUGUAAGGAAAAGUAAAACUAUGUAGCCUGUUUUUAAUUUGACCCAUAGCUUGCAAAUUUACACUCUGUGAUGCCUCUGAGGCAAGUGUUUGAACCAGGUGGGCUGAAAAUUGAUUUAGAGAAAACAAGUGGCUAAACAAAGGGGGGGCAGUUGUAAUUGUUUAUUUCCUUGGCUUGUUUAUUUUUUUUAUUUUCUCGGGGUCAGAAAUGUUAUUUUUUUUCAAUUUAAAAUCGGAAUGCUGUGUUGACUGUGAUGGGCCGUAAACUGAGGGAACCGGCUGCUUCAGCUCCAUGUUAAUAUAAUAAAUCAUGAGAAUCUGCGCCAGUCACUGCACUUGUCUCGUACAUCCCCCAAAGUCGCUCAUCGUCUACCGCAAAAGUUCAUUCACUUGCAGCAAGAGACAAGAAAGCACAGCAUCAAUGUAAGUAGAAAACAGAGGUUUACUAAACGUUAAAGAUCAACAUUUAUUGAAUUCCCUUCAAGCUUCACUCGGCCUUUUCAAAUCUGUUGUCUUAAAACUUUUUUUUUAUGUUGAUUGUACCUUUUUUUUUUUCCCCCUGUGUGAAUUUUCAGUGCAAUUAAGCUACUUGUUCUGGUUCUUGAAUUGAUUUGAGCAAACAGUGUAAAUUUUUGUCUUUGAGUCUUUUUUUUUUUUUUUUUUGCUACAUGGCCACAUUAUCAGAGUCCACUUGGCUCUUGGACAAUAAUAUCCUUUUUUUUCGCUUUCCAUGCGGACUGAAAAGCAGCUUUGUUCCUCAUUUUUAGUCGAGUUGUGUCGUGAACCCUCCUAUUUAUGUAUCUAGUUACCUCCUUUAAGUGCUUAGCUCUCCUCCAAGGAUGAUUUUGUAACUUUGCCUGUUUCACUAAUGCGUCUUAAAUGUCCUCCCAACCCACCCGCCCCCCCUGCUAGUAUUGCUGUCGCCAUAUGCAGUACUUGAAAACGGUUAAUAAUUCAGGUGUUGUGGAUCCUCCUCACUCCUCGAUUCUCCUUCCCAUUUUGAUUGAUUUAUGGUGUGUAAGAAGUUAGUGCCAGAAAAUAUUUGGCCAGUUGUUGACGGUUUUUUGGGGUUGAUUUUCUUUUCUUUCUUAAGUUGUAAACUCAACUCAUAUUUAAGACAUAUAAGCACCUUUUUUUUUUUUUUUCCUCGGAAAGGAUGCAAAAACUUCAAGUAAUUCAGCACCAAAGUCACCGUGUUCUGUUCCUCUGCAAGUCUACACAGCUGCGUGUGUAUAUAAGGUACAAGAUCACACUUUUUUAUCGUGUGACAUCAGUUCUGUUCUCAUCACUUUUUGUGUUGUAGCUGAGGUGUUAGGGUUUUUCAAAUUUUCUCUUGAGGAAGACUUUGUGGCCUUUCUUCUGGGGAGGAACGGUUGUUGGUACAGAGUAUAAAGCCGGAUAAAGUAUCAGAAAGUCAAAUAAAUGAGAUUGUGUCUGAAAAUGUGGGAUCUUCCAAUCUAUUAUAUAUAAUUUAAAUCAGAGUGGGGCUGAUCUGGAGAUAUUUUAUAAUACGCUUGGAUUUGUAUGUUUGAAUUUUUUCCUCAGGAUCUGUUUUGUUUUGAAUUUUUAAACGUGAUAUUUUAUUGGUGUGACAUUUUGCACUGCCUCAUGUAUUUUUAAAAUUAUGUCAUUUUUGUGUGUUUGUCUUUGUUGCCUUGAAUUAUUGAAUACAUUGUGCUUUACCAUCA